ACAAAUAUGGCCGCCUCCCUGAACACCUCACACGCUGCAGCUUCAGAGACAGUACUUACUGCUACAGCUAUUCUGAGACUCCAUUAAAGCAGACGUGUAGUGACGGGAUUUAGCACGUGAGAGCAGGAUGGCUACACCGGGGAAAGCCAGCAAAAAGGAGAAAAAGAAACCAGUGCCGGUGAAAACGUCGCUCAACAACCCGUACACCGUAAAGUGGGAGCCAUUAGAAAAGGGGCACGCGCGAAUCGUCCUAAAAACAUUGACGGAGAAAUUCGGUUCGGUCGAUCUCCGGAAACGACACGUGAAAGUUUUUCGUAAGUGGCGAAGUAAAAGAAAGGAAGGUAUGACGGAACAUUCUCGUUCAGCGGACACAGCUGAGUCGACUCAGAAAUCACAAGAGAAAAGCCCCUCGGAUUCGAUUCACACCAAUGAAUCGACUCAGAAGAGAGAGUGCUCGGAUUCGGUUGACACCACCGAAUCGAUUCAGGAGUCACAUGAGAGAGGCUGGACUCAUAAGGAGCUGAGGAACGAGCUCGCCAUCGGCAUCAACGAGGUUACUAAAGGCCUGGAGAAGAACGAGCUCGGCCUGGUGCUGGUGUGUGACUCGGUAAAACCCGCCCACAUGACGAGCCACCUCAUUCCACUGAGUCACACCCGCUUGGUCCCCGCGUGCCAGGUUCCGGGUCUGAGCGCGAGCCUUGCUGAAUCGCUCGGUCUCACCAGCGUGCUCGCGCUCGGCUUCAAACGCCACAGCAGCGCGUUCGCGGAUACGAUAGCAGCCAUCGUGCCUAAGGUGCCGCCGGUGGGCGUGGCCUGGUUGCCUACGGGGACAGGCGUGUCUGGACCGGUAGUAGUCCAGGUGCCAGGAGAAACCGAGCAGCAGCUGGGAGACGCAGAGGAACCGGUGAGGGGGAGAAAAAGAAAGCUGGAGGAUUUCCCUGAAGCUCAAAAAGACCAUGUGACUUUACUGCAACCUCUUAAAGUAAAGAAAGUCAUCCCAAAUCCUGCAAAAAUCCGGAAAACUAAGACGAAAGUGAACAAGUGAUUUGAGUUGAGGAUAGAUUAUUAUUUUUUUGGAGUUUGACAGACUUGAACAAUUUUUUCCCCUCCUGGACAUUCAGGCCUCUUUGAAUCUUAACUUAUUCCCUUGAGACAUUUUCACAUUACCUGACGAUAUUUAAUUUCCCUCCAGAGUGGUGAUGAAAUAGUGAAGGCCAUAUUAUGACAAGAAUGAAUUUAGUCAACUGUGGUAAAAUGUUAAACUGAAAUGAUUAUGUACACAAAUGCAAUUAAAAUCCUGUUAAGAAUAAAGAACAUUCUACAUCA
Messenger RNA from Clarias gariepinus (North African catfish), 1326 nucleotides. RefSeq names its product ribonuclease P/MRP 38 subunit (gene rpp38). The transcript has a single exon. The record is from RefSeq and is a predicted model, not a curated record. Gene Ontology annotation, biological process: tRNA 5'-leader removal. Gene Ontology annotation, cellular component: ribonuclease MRP complex; nucleolar ribonuclease P complex; fibrillar center. Bases 128 to 1045 code for a protein of 305 amino acids. NCBI's taxonomy places the organism in Eukaryota, Metazoa, Chordata, Actinopteri, Siluriformes, Clariidae. Gene Ontology annotation, molecular function: ribonuclease P activity; ribonuclease P RNA binding.